Radiomyces spectabilis is the source of this 1802-nucleotide messenger RNA. Its product is annotated as peptidase M24, structural domain-containing protein. Gene Ontology annotation, molecular function: manganese ion binding; metalloaminopeptidase activity. The record is from RefSeq and is a predicted model, not a curated record. The coding region runs from base 139 to 1527 and encodes 462 amino acids. Lineage: Eukaryota; Fungi; Mucoromycota; Mucoromycetes; Mucorales; Radiomycetaceae. The transcript has 5 exons.
CUUACUCAUUCUUUGUUUAUUUUCCCAACGGUCAAGAAAAAAAAAAUUAGGCUUUUAUAACUCCACUUGUCUUUUUUCGCACGCUUUUUUUCUCUUUCGCCCCCCCCUUUUUUUUUCUUCAAUCCAUUUCAGUCCGGCAUGGCUCAAAAAUUCCCCACUCGUGAAAACGUCAAGAAGAUUCUUCAAAACUUUGGCGUCUCGGAAGGCGUCAUUUACCUCAACGGUCAAGUCUUGCACGAAAGAGACGACACCGACGUGGAAUAUCCCUUCCGUCAAGAAAGCAAUUUCUUUUAUGUCACCGGUGUUCCCGAACCUGACUUUCACGUCGUGAUUGACCUUGCUACGCAACAAGUGGAACUUUAUGCGCCCAACAUUAAUCCUGACCACGUCAUGUGGAUGGGUAUGCCCGACUCCUUGGAAACGCUUCGUGCAAAAUACGACAUCGAUGAAGCCUUCUACGUCGACAAGUUGAACGAACGUUUAAGCAAGGCUUCCACCGUGUACACUUUGCCUAUUGCCGACCGCAAAUUGCUUGAGGAAUCCAAGGCCUCGGUGGCCGAUGCCGACAAGAACAAGGCUUUGUACACCGCCUUUGUGGAAGCUCGUUGCGUCAAGGCCGAUUGGGAAGUGGAAGUGAUUCGUCAAGCCAACAAGAUCUCCUCGGACGCCCACGUCAAGUUGAUGCAAACCGUGAAGCAGGGCAUGAACGAGCAGGAAUUGUAUGCUUUGUUUUUGUACGAGUCGGUUCGCCACGGUGCUUUGUUCCAAUCGUACUAUCCUAUUGUGGGUGUUGGUAUGAACGCGGCUACUUUGCAUUAUAACAAGAACAAUGCCGUGAUGAAGGAAGCCACUGAUAUGGUGUUGGUUGAUGCUGGUGCUGAAUACCGAUGCUAUGCUUCCGACAUCACUCGCGCGUUCCCCGUCGGUGGUAAAUUCUCAGAGGAAGCCAAGGUCAUUUACAGCAUUGUCCUUGAUAUGCAAAAGGCUUGCUUGGCUAAGUGCAAGGCUGGUGUUGCUUGGGAAGAUAUUCACAACACUGCGACCGAAGUGGCUUGCGAUGGUCUGUUAAAGGCGGGUAUCCUGGUUGGAUCUAAGCAAGACAUUCUCGCUAAUCACGUCGUGGCGGCUUUCUUCCCUCACGGUGUGGGUCACAUGUUGGGUUUGGAUGUGCAUGAUGUGGGUGGUUAUCCCGAAGGUGUUGAACGUAUUGAUGCUCCUGGUAUCCGCAACUUGCGUAUGCGCCGUACAUUGGCCAAGGGCCAUGUUGUAACGGUGGAACCUGGUGUCUACUUUUGCGAUUUCCUCAUUGAUCCUGUAUUGAAGGCGGCCGAGACCGGCAAGUACAUCAACCAGGACAUGUUGAACAAGUACAAGUCCGUAGGUGGUGUGCGUAUCGAAGAUAACAUCCUCAUCACCGAGGACGGUCACAUCAACUUGACCACCGCGCCCAAGGAAAUUGCCGAAAUCGAAGCCUUGAUGGCCGCCGGCGCUGAUCAGGAAUCCAAGAAGAGAAAGCUUGAAGCUUAGACGGGCUUUGACUGGUUCAAGUUAUAUAUAUCGGAUUGAUCCUCUGUAUAAAAAAAAAGAAAAAAAGAAAAAGCUCUCUGUGUAACGUUUUACGUUCUCAUCAGUUGUUGAUUCAAUAAAAAGGACAUAACACGUGUGUAUCAUAAAACUGGAAGGAUGCCAUCGUAUAGAAGUAGUAUGAUACUCGCACAAUGGAUCUCUUAUUAUCUCUGAAGCGCUCAUCGAGCGAGCGUAACGGGGUCGGAAUGUUUAAAAUAGAAUGCAAGAGAACGAAC